Messenger RNA from Panonychus citri (citrus red mite), 1451 nucleotides. RefSeq names its product pre-mRNA-splicing factor 18-like (gene Prp18). Gene Ontology annotation, cellular component: U5 snRNP; U4/U6 x U5 tri-snRNP complex; U2-type post-spliceosomal complex. Bases 231 to 1274 code for a protein of 347 amino acids. Lineage: Eukaryota; Metazoa; Arthropoda; Arachnida; Trombidiformes; Tetranychidae. The transcript is spliced from 3 exons. Gene Ontology annotation, biological process: generation of catalytic spliceosome for second transesterification step; RNA splicing. The record is from RefSeq and is a predicted model, not a curated record.
UCUUUUAAUUGUGACAAUUAACUUGAUUUAAUUUUCUAAAAUAUUCUUAAUCAACCUACCAUGGACUCAUUGGAAUUCUUUUCCCGUUUUAAUCUCAUCUAAAACUGUUGAUUGUUCCAAGUGAAUUCGGAUCGUUUUUUUUCACAUCAAUUGUUUAUGUCUCAACAUUUAUAAAUCUGAUUGCAGAGAUUGGACGGAGGUUUGAUUUUCUGUUGAAGAGGAUACACAAAAUGGAAGCUCUAAAAGCUGAGAUUGCCAAAAAGCGGAAAGAACUGGUUGAUAGUAAACUAAUUGGACCUGACAAGAAGUAUUUUAAACGAUCUGAUCUUUUAGCUAAAGAGGAGGAAGAACAUCGUAAAAAAAUAGCCGCUUUAAGGGGAGACGGGGCUGAGAGUAAAAACACCGAUGAUAUUGUUUCUCGUGUCUCCAUUUUCACUUCUAGCAGAGAUGUUGAUGAUAAAAUUCUACCAAGAAAAGAGGUAAUCAAACGACUACGAGAACGAAAUCAACCAAUUCUACUUUUUGGUGAAACAUUGGUUGAGGCUUUUAACAGAUUACGACAAUUGGAAGUCGCUGAACCAGAAUGUGAGAAAGGUUUUCGUAAUGAUUUCCAAGAAGCCAUGGAACAGGUUGAUCAACAAUAUCUUAAUGAACUGAUGAAAUCAAAAAACAAUGGUGAUGAUGAGGAUAAGAAAAAAGCUCACGACGUUGCCGUUGAAGAGAUGAAAACAAACAUCGAUGAGAUUAGAGACUUGGCCGUUAAUUUGGGUCGACGGAAGGACGACAAAUCUCAAGAUUGUAACAUAAUUUGUACAUUAUUUAAAUUUCUCCUCGAACUGUGGGGCAAAAAGCUAAACAGUCGCGAAGAGGAAGACAAAAUAUCAACUGCAGGUAAAAUAGAAUCAGCGACUUACACCCAAACUCAGGCCUAUUUGAAGCCUCUUUUCAAACAGUUGAAGAACAACAAAAUUGCCGAUGAUAUCCUUAAACAUUUAACUCUAAUUGUAAAGUAUACACUUGAUCGUGAUUAUGUGAAAGCCAAUGAUGCUUAUCUACGGAUGGCCAUUGGAAACGCUCCUUGGCCAAUCGGUGUGACCAUGGUCGGAAUUCAUGCUCGUACUGGACGGGAGAAAAUUUUCUCUGCAAACAUUGCCCAUGUAUUAAAUGAUGAAACACAAAGGAAAUACAUUCAAGCACUUAAACGUUUAAUCACAAAGUGUCAAAGGUUUUUCCCAGCUGAUCCAUCUCGUUGUGUUGAAUACAAUGCAAUUUAAAUUGUCCCAACAAUCAAAUCAAGACAGACAAAAAACUAAACCAACAACAAUCACAGUUGUCUAUUUGUACCUACUAUCUACUAUCUACUUUCUAUUUUGUUUAUAUAACAUUUACCUCAUAUCUCAAUCACUAAUUAACUUUAGAUAAUAAUAAAAGAAUCAAUUUUCUCGAUUUAA